AUCAUCGGAACCAGACAUAGCGUGGGUGUUGGAAUUAUCAGAUAGGGAAUUUAAACCCAUUCUGAUGAACAUGCUGCGAUCUCUAGUGGGUAAGGCAAUCAGCCUGCAAGGUCAGAUGGGCAAUGUAAGCACACAGACAGAAAUCCUAAGAAAUGUUUAGGUCACUUAAAACAUCUUUGGGACAUUCACUCUAACUUAAAAUGUCCAACAGUCAAGAUAAAGAUGUAAAAGACAUUCUUUUUUUUCUCCUUAGAAAGACACUUAUCAGCUCUUUCUUAGAAAUGGGAAGACAACUUGUUUUUAAAUUAUUACUCCAUCCUUCCUGUGUCCCCACACCACUCUAGGGCAUCUGGGUCAUGGCUGAGGAGGCGGUUAGGCAACUGGUUGAAUCUUCUGCCCUCCUUGGCUUCUGGAAUCUCAGCUUUUGAAUUUUGACUUCAAUCCUUAUUUUUGGGUUUUGUCCCUCUGGCUUCAUGUGGCUCAAGCUGGGCUGAACGGCCUUAUUACUCCUGAGUUAGGAAUACUUCUCCAGGGGUGGCUCAAAGGUGGCUCAAAGGGUGAAGAAUCCACCUGCAAUGUGGGAGACCUGGGUUCGUUCCCUGGGUUGGGAAGAUCCCCUGGAGGAAGGCAUGGCUACCCACUCCAGGAUUCUUGCUUAGAGAAUCCCAUGGACAGGGGAGCCUGGCGAACUACAGUCCUCAUGGUUGCAAAGAUUUGGACAUGACUGAGAGAUUUUCACUUUCAGGACUACCUCUCAAGGGGUUGCAGUCCCGCGUGGUAUGGAGCUGAGCACUAUGGUCAAUCUCAGUGUUCUUACUUUUCGGCUUUCACGAGGACCAAGGAAAGGAGGGUCCGGACUUGGAAAGCCGUACUUCUCGACACUAUUCUCAGGACUGAGGAAAUGUCUGUGGCUUUGAGAACACAGCCCCAUCAGGGUUUCUACCAUGUAGCAGGCAAUGAGGGGCAAGUUAGUUAAGGAGUUAUGUAUCAUCUGGCUUGAAAUCAACAGGGACAUACCCACAAAUGUGCUCUGCAGUGCAGUGACAAAGCAUGAUGAAUUAUUUCUUUUAUAGUGAUGCUUGUAGGGAUAAGAGGGCAGAGCCCCAACAGCAGAACUGUUGCAAACUGCCCUGCUUGGCCUUGUAUCUUUCCAAGCAACCCGUCCUUCUGUGUCAAGGUCGUGUAGCUGCGCUCCUAGGCUAGUAUAGACAAGGCUUUGCCUGCAGAUGGCUAGAAUUUGCAUGGAUAAAUCAGAAUAGUAUUUGUAUGGAUAAUGCAGAAACAAGAGGCUUUCUUUUUGCCAGAUAGGAUUCCUUAGAAGAGACGGUAUCGGCCAUUUCAUGGACGCUGGGUGUGCCAGAGCAUCUGGGAACGCCAGGCGGGAGGGGAUGGAGAAGACCUAGCCUAGGUUCUGUGGAUUUGAACCUCCGCAUUUCUAACCCAAGAUCUCGAAAUGCAUCGUGAUUCCUGUCCAUUGGACUGUAAAGUUUAUGUAGGUAAUCUUGGAAACAAUGGUAACAAGACUGAAUUGGAACAAGGUUUUGGCUAUUAUGGACCACUUCGAAGUGUAUGGGUUGCUAGAAACCCUCCCGGCUUUGCUUUUGUUGAAUUUGAAGAUCCCCGAGAUGGAGCUGAUGCUGUCCGAGAGCUAGAUGGGAGAACACUGUGUGGCUGCCAAGUAAGAGUGGAACUAUCGAAUGGUGAAAAGAGAAGUCGUAAUCGUGGCCCACUUCCUUCUUGGGGUCAUCGCCCUCGAUAUGAUUAUCUGAGGAGGAGUCCUCCACCUCGGCGCAGAUCUCCAAGACGGAGAAGCUUCUCCCGCCGGAGCAGGUCCCUUUCUAGAGACAGAAGAAGAGAGAGAUCACUGUCCCGGGAGAGAUAUCACAAGCCGUCCUGAUCUUUCUCUAGGUCUCGUAGCCGAUCUAGGUCAAAUGAAAGGAAAGAGAAGACCAAUUUGCAAGAGGAGUGGUGUGCAGGAAAUAACUUUAUUUGACAGGAGUAUGUACAGAAAAUUCAAGUUUUGUUUGAGACUUCAUAAGCUUGGUGCAUUUUUAAAAUGUUUUAACUGUUCACAUUUGUUUGUCUGUUGGAACAGUGACACAAAGGUGUAAUUCUCUAUGGUUUGAAAUGGAUCAUAUGAGGCAUGUAAUAUCAAGAAUUAUUACUUUACAAUGUUCCCUUAAGCAAAAUUUAAUUUGCUUUGAAUUUUAGUCUUGCAUAGGCUGAUAAUAAACCUCUUAACUCCUGCCCAGCUAAAGUCAAUAUUUAACAAUAUCGAAAUAAAAACUGGCAAAAAUUGGAAGAUUUUUUUCAACAUAGCUGGGAUAUGGUAUGCAGCUGUAGUUAAGCAGUUUUUAAAAGCUGCUGUGAGCUCAAAAGCUAGCUGGAAAAAUUAAAGCUUCACCCCUAAACUAGAUUAGAGGUUUAAAAAUCCCACUAGUCUUCACACUGGACGAAAGGUUGUCCAGUUGGUGUAGAAUCUAAGAAGUUUCAAGGAAGUUAGUUUACUUUUGCUUUAGGUUGUAAGUUCCUUCUAUGAUUGCUGUAUAUGAAUACAUAGCUCUUUAUUUGGAAAUCUGAGACUACUCAAGAUAACAAAUGUCCUGCCAGUUUAAGGGUACAUUGUAGAGCUGAACUGAGUUACUGUGCAAGAUGCUUUUUUUAUGCUGUCAUUUGUAAUAUGUUU
Molecule: messenger RNA, 2686 nt
Organism: Dama dama (fallow deer)
Lineage: Eukaryota; Metazoa; Chordata; Mammalia; Artiodactyla; Cervidae
Product: serine/arginine-rich splicing factor 3-like
Exons: 1
Coding region: 1454-1897 (147 amino acids)
Biological process (GO): mRNA splicing, via spliceosome
Cellular component (GO): nuclear speck
Molecular function (GO): RNA binding
Source: RefSeq, a predicted model, not a curated record